Molecule: messenger RNA, 1238 nt
Organism: Aspergillus sclerotioniger CBS 115572
Lineage: Eukaryota; Fungi; Ascomycota; Eurotiomycetes; Eurotiales; Aspergillaceae
Product: lipase family protein
Exons: 4
Coding region: 243-1133 (296 amino acids)
Biological process (GO): lipid catabolic process
Source: RefSeq, a predicted model, not a curated record
CAAUUCCUGCGCCAUUGCGACGCCUCCUAUCAUCGGCCGGGGUAAAAAGUCCUGGUUCGUGUCAUCGUUCCUCCACGGGACUUCCCCGACAGCCAUGGCCCGUUGACGGCUCGUUUGUCCCCGGUCCAUCCCCGUCUCUUCAUCCAUUCCCCCCUAUAAAGGGGAGAUCGCCACCGUGGUCAGACCUGGAAUUCAGCAGAUCAUCUCCUCAAUUGCAUCCUGCGUGUUUCACCGAUCUCAUCAUGUUCUUCCGCAGAGAGUUGGGGGCUGUCGCAGCCCUAUCCAUGCUGGCCCAUGCUGCCCCUGCCCCGGUGCAGCGUAGGGAUAUCACCUCUGCCGUGUUGGACAAGAUCGAUCUGUUCGCCCAAUACAGCGCAGCAGCCUACUGCAAGUCCAACAUUGAGUCGACCAGCACGACUCUGACCUGCUCCGUGGGCAACUGCCCUCUCGUCGAGGCCGCGGGUGCCACCACCAUCGAUGAAUUUGACGAGAGCAGCGAAUACGGCGACCCCACCGGAUUCGUCGCCGUCGAUCCAACAAACGAGUACAUCGUUCUCUCCUUCCGAGGCAGUUCCGACCUCGAGAACUGGAUCGCCAACCUCGACUUCGGCCUCACCUCCGUGAGCGACAUCUGCUCCGGCUGUGAAAUGCACAGCGGCUUCCACGAAGCCUGGGAGAACAUUUCCGCCACCAUCACCUCCAAGGUGGAGGCCGCGGUUGCCGAGUACCCGGAUUACACUCUCGCAUGCACGGGACACAGCUACGGCGCUGCUCUGGCUGCCAUUGCCGCGACUGUGUUCCGUAACGCGGGCUACACUGUUGAACUGUACAACUACGGCCAACCCCGCAUCGGCAACCUCGCUCUGGCCGAAUACAUCACCGACCAAGACAUGGGCGGUAACUACCGGGUGACUCACACCGACGAUAUCGUCCCCAAGCUGCCUCCCAAGUUGCUGGGUUACCACCAUGCCAGCCCCGAGUACUGGAUCACCAGUGGUAAUGAUGUGACGGUGACGGUUGAUGAUGUUGAGGAUAUUGUGGGGAUUGAUUCUACCAAGGGCAAUGAUGGCACGCUGCUGGAUAGCGUCAAGGCUCAUCGUUGGUAUACCAUUUAUAUUAGUGAGUGUUCGUAAUCACCCCUAGUACACAUAUCUCGGAUAUACUGGUGGUUGGUUAGGUUGUAUAUAGGUUUCAUGUGGUAUUUAUGUUAUGAUAAUAGUAAUUGAUGAUUGUUUACA